AUGUCGUCGUCUCAUGAUGAGCAUCGCAGGCAGGGCAAGCACGAGAAGGCCAGAGAGGCCAUGAUGAAGGACUAUGAGCGACAACGCGAGGACAUGGCCAAAGAGUCGGAGCGUAAUCAGCGCAAGGCCGGCGACCGCUUCACAUCCAACACAGACAGCAUUGAGGAGACGCUCAAGAAGUCGACGAUUGGCUUGGUCUCCGCCGAGGACUUCAAAAAGCGCAGAGAGGAGCUCGAGGAGCUCAAGCGACGAGAGGCGGCCAAGACGAGCGAGUUGCAAGACGAGGACAAGAAGGACAAGAAGAGGAAAAAGAAGGGGGCCGCGAAGCCUACAUUAAGCUUCAGUGUGGACGAAGAUGCGGAGGAGGAGGAGGUCAGCGUACCUAGCAAGGCGGCCAAGAACGCCAACGGCUCGUCGUCAUCAAAGCGCCUCCAAAAGAAUCCAGGCGUCGACACCUCCUUCUUGCCCGAUCGAGCUCGCGAGGAGGAGGAGCGGCGUAUUCGCGAGUCUCUCCGCCAAGAAUGGCUCAAGAAGCAAGAAGACAUCAAGCAGGAGUCCAUUGAGAUCACCUACUCCUACUGGGACGGCACUGGGCACCGCAAGACGGUACAGUGCAAGAAGGGCGACUCCAUUGGCCAAUUUCUCGAGGCCUGCCGAGCUCAGUUUCCCGAGCUGAGGGCUACCUCCGUCGACAAUUUGAUGUACAUCAAGGAGGACCUCAUCAUUCCGCAUCACCAUACCUUCUACGAGUUCAUCAUCAACAAGUCUCGCGGAAAGUCUGGCCCUCUCUUCAACUUUGAUGUGCACGACGAUGUCAGGAUGGUGAGCGAUGCGACGGUCGAGAAAGAUGAGAGUCACGCUGGCAAAGUGGUGGAUCGGACGUGGUACAACAGAAACAAGCAUAUCUUCCCUGCCAGUCGGUGGGAGCUUUACGAGACGGGCAAGGACUACGGCAAUUACUCCAUUCAUGAUCGUACGAAGGGCAAGUAG
This is a messenger RNA of Jaminaea rosea, 990 nucleotides long. RefSeq names its product XAP5-domain-containing protein. Gene Ontology annotation, cellular component: nucleus. Gene Ontology annotation, biological process: chromatin organization. NCBI's taxonomy places the organism in Eukaryota, Fungi, Basidiomycota, Exobasidiomycetes, Microstromatales. The record is from RefSeq and is a predicted model, not a curated record. Bases 1 to 990 code for a protein of 329 amino acids. The transcript is spliced from 2 exons.